This is a messenger RNA of Amphimedon queenslandica, 587 nucleotides long. RefSeq names its product digestive organ expansion factor homolog. Gene Ontology annotation, biological process: maturation of SSU-rRNA from tricistronic rRNA transcript (SSU-rRNA, 5.8S rRNA, LSU-rRNA). The record is from RefSeq and is a predicted model, not a curated record. The annotation marks the transcript as partial. Gene Ontology annotation, molecular function: U3 snoRNA binding; rRNA binding. Lineage: Eukaryota; Metazoa; Porifera; Demospongiae; Haplosclerida; Niphatidae. The transcript is spliced from 7 exons. Gene Ontology annotation, cellular component: nucleolus; small-subunit processome.
CGCCAAAAAGUAGAAGAAACUUUCCCUCACAAUUUAGAGGAGGAUGAAGAAGGCAUUGAGAGUCCCAUGAAUUCUAAUCCUCCUACCGAAACUCGUGUAGAAUUGAGCACUUGUGAUGAAAAUAAUUAUAAAAGUGACGACGACCAUGAUGAUGAUGAUGAUUUAUCUGCUUCUAAUCUUAAGGAUGAUCAGGAUCACUUCUUCUCUAUUCAUUAUGAGAGGCUAUUAACUGAAUCUGAUGUAGACAACUUAAAAGAUUUAUUUUCAAAAGCACUGACAUUGAAUAAAGAGUACAAAGACAUUGGUCUCAUUCAAUGGUUGGGGACACCUUCUAAUAACAAGGACACUAUAUGGAGAGAUGAUUCCAGUCAAGUUCAACUGAAGGGUCUUCAUGUUAGGGAGCCUUUGGUGACAUUAUGGCCAACUGUUAAUAAAACAAGUGUCAAAAGACCGUUCACAGAUCUGCAGGAUAAUUUGUUUCAAGUGAUGAAUGCUUAUAAGGAUCUGAUGUAUACUGGUCAAACGUUUGAGAAUGAAUCUGAGAUCAGACGAUUAUACGUUCUUCAUUCUUUGAACCAUGUCAUAAA